Messenger RNA from Podarcis lilfordi (Lilford's wall lizard), 24580 nucleotides. Lineage: Eukaryota; Metazoa; Chordata; Lepidosauria; Squamata; Lacertidae. The record is from the annotation of a GenBank genome assembly.
AAUGCAUUAUUGAUAAUCACAAUUAUAGUAAGACACAUGCGCGGUGCGCGGAGGAUCGGGCAAGCGGGAGGAGGCGGGAGAGGGAGGGGAAGCGCCAGGAGGAGGAGGAGGAGGAGGAGGAGAAGGAGGGGGGCCAGGCUCGAUUUCCGUAAUUUUGAGAAGAUUUUUUUUUAGUAAUUUUUUAUUCUGCCCCAGCUGAUGUUUGCGCCAGCAUGUCGCGGAGGAAACAGGCGAAGCCGCAGCACUUCCAAACCGACCCCGAGCUGGCCUCGAGAUCUCAGCGCAAUGGUGAGCUUUUUUUUUUAAAGGGGGGUGAGCAGUUGCGUCCUGUUGGGGUGGCUUUUUUUUUAAGGGAGGGGGGACCUUUUUUUAAGAAAAAAAAAGGAAGAAAUCGCUCUCGCUCGCUCUGUCCUGCGCGCGAUUUCCCUCACUUCCGACCCAUAGAACACUGAUAUAUGUCUAUCUCUUUCUUGUUAAAGCGAGUAUGGAUCCCCCCACAAACAAUCGGAACAAACUUACCUUCGGGGUUAGAGACGGUGGAGGGAUGAGAGAGAGAGAGAGAGAGAGGCAGAAAGAGAGAGUGAGAGAGAGACUUUGGAAGCAAGAGCGUGAAGUUGAUCAGCUGGAGUUGUGACUUCUUGCGGAUGGUUCGAGUCCUGGGUGGUUUCCUUCCUCCUCUCUUCCCGCCCCCCUCCUCAAGCCCCGUCGCUGCCCUCUGUGGAUCUUUCCCUCGCUGGAUCGUUUUCGAUCUGGCAAGCGGAGACCGGAUCUCUCUCAAUUAGCCGCACCGCCCCCCUUCCCUGAACACGCACGCUGCCACUCGCACGUUGAUCGGGAGCGGAGUUGGGGAUUUCUCUUUCCCCACCUCCCCUUUGGGGAAAGAUGCGCAAGUCCUUGACGGCCCCCUUCUCUUUCAAGGGGUGCAUCUCUGGGGGCCUGAAUCUUAAAAUAAAACAUCGUUUAUCCAAAGAUCUCUCCCCCCCCCCCAUUUUUUAUGGAGUCUCUUUUCGGCUUCCCUUCCCAGCCUUGCCUGAGAGAGCUGCCCUGGAAUAGUGCAACUUUCCCCCCUCCUCUCUCCAACGUGAAUUUUAGAGGAAGUUAAAAAGGGUUUUUUGUUUUUUUUUUAAUCCCACGUUUUCCAACAGCAGGGGUAGGUGGGGGGUUGGCAGCGCCUCCUUCGCUCCCGGCUGGCCCUGAUGGGUGAGUGAGAGCGAGAUCUCCUUUUCCUGGCACCCGGCGCGAUGCACUCCUUCCUCUUUCGUUUCCUUCAUCCCCCUCUCCUCCUCGGCGUGUCCAGCUGGCCGGCUCAGCUUCUGCUCCGCCGGGCUCCACUCUCGCGUUGAAUUUUCUUAUCGUCGCGGCGGAUCUGUGUUCGAGUUUGUCCCUUUCGGCUAUGAUUGCCUUUGGGGGGGGUGUAUGCCGAAGGUUCUUCGGCGCGCACGGGAGACUUUGGCGAUCGUGGGAAAUUUCCAUUUAAAGUGGUGUGCGCGCGCGCGUAUCUCGGUAUGUGGCGGCCUGCCUUUUAAUGCCUUUGGUAUUGAUAAUGCGGGGGGGGGGGGUAGAAAGGGGCCCCCUUUUUUACCUGUGCCUGUGAAAACCGGGUGAGUUUCUGAAUUUGGGGAAGGGGGCGGCGAAGCCCGCGAAGAGGCCUGUCGCUGCGUGCAUGGAUCAUCAGCAGAAAGUGGGGGCUUGUUGUGGAAAAGCCCCGAAUCCAAAGGAAAGUUUUCUUUUCGAUGCCAGGCUUGUCAGUGUCUCCUGCGGGCAGAGGAGGAGGGCACAGCAACGUGUCUCUUGCUCCAAAGUUGUUUUGUGGGGUUUUUUUUUGGGGGGGGUGGCAGAGGCGUUUGGGGGUGCGCUAUGCUCGGAUCGUCAGCAGGAGAUGCAAAGUUCUCCGUUUGUUUUUAGCAGAGGAAAGUGAGGGGCGAGAAGGCACUGGAGCAAACCUAAGAACAGAGAGCGUCCCUGCGCGACCCUCCGUUCCUCCUCCGCCGAAGAAGCAAUGGAAGGUGGCCAGGAUCGUUAGGGGAGGAUGGCAAGAGAGAGGAGGAUGUUUGUGGACGGAGUACUUUUCCCAAGGAGGCUUACUCGGGAGUAAACCUUUCUUGAGUUCACGGCACUUGUAGAAGUGCGAAUUGGAUUGUGGUAACUCUUAUUUCGUGCGUGUGUGUUUUGGAAAAAUCUUUUUCAUCUCCUUCAGUUUCUAUACACAACAGAUAAUGCGCGUGAGUUUGUCAGCGGAUUCAAUGUCCGCAUGUAAAGUAUGCAAAAUGCGUGGUUGCUUUACACUUUUUUCCGUGGGGAGGGGGGUUGAGAGAGGCUGUAAAAAGAGAGAAAUUGGUGGUGGUGGAGGAUGGCCUGCUCUGCCCAGCUCUUUUUUAAGACGUGCAGUUAGGGUGGUACUUCCAAGGACAGUGGGCAGCCUGAUAAAAGCUGACUCUAAAAAUCUUCACAGAAGGAUGGUGACCAUGUUGUGUUUCCAAUAAUACAGAUUGUAUAGAAAGAAUAUAUAUAUAUAGUGUGGGAGCUCUUCAAUUUGAUUAUUAUUAUUUUUUUGCAAGGAAACAGUCCUAAUCCUCCUUUUUAACAACUCUUCCUGCCCUCCCCCUCUUGCCUUCACACACAUAUACAAACACCCUGCACGUUUCCAGAGCAAAUUUCUCUCUGUCUUAAGGGAUUUGGCCAGGGGGGUGAUCUGCAAGAGUCUGUGUGGAGUGAGUCACCAAUAGAAGCUGUGCCUCUCCCACAGUCCCAUUUAAACCCCCAGCUUAGUCAUUAAAAGUAGCAGUCAACAGACAAGCCCCCUCUAGCCCCCGAACCUUUCAGCAUCACCCAGAUCAGGGCAGCCAGUGCGAAAGGCAUGGAAGUUCUUUCAUUUGUCCUUUUCAUGCCAGCUUUAUGCCACCACCCCACUUUUUUUCUUUCUUUUUUAGUAUUUCUCCCCGUUUCCAUCAGCUACCAUAUCCUCAUCCCUCAUUCUCCCCCCCCCCCUUUUGUACUGAAGAAACCUUAGAAAAGUUCGGCAACAAAUUGUGCCUAAGGAACUGCAAGCAAGUUUCUAUUUCCCUGGAAAGAAAGUGUCCCUUGGUGGUUUUAUUAUAAGGCAACUUUUUGGCAACUUAAAAAAAACAAAAACAAAAAUUCAUGUCCUAUCCUUUCUCAAAUUCUUGACAUGCGUUGGAAUUCUUGUAAGAAAACUUCUUGACCUUCUUCUUUUGACUUUGCAUGAGUUGUUGUCCCUUCAGUUUAUUAUCUAAACUCUCUGCUCAGAAAUUGGUCCGGCACAUAUAUUUUGCAACUUCAUUUUUCUGCCACCAACUCCAGAUUGAAAUUUCAAGAAUAUUCUGUAGAUCGCUCCUUCUUCUUUUUAUCUUUAUUUCUCUACAAUAGCUCUAAAAGAAGAACUUUGUGGUCUUCAAGCUGGGAUAGGAAUAAGCAAAUUUAUUAUCUUUACCUUGUUGGGUGCAAGAGAGGGGACUGCUCCCCCCCCCCACAAAAAUAAAAAAUUCUACUACUCUUUGAUAGGUCAAGGCAUCUUCGAUUUGUGAAGACCUAGCUAGCUACAUUUCUCCACCCUCUAUAUUUUAGUCUCUGGAUUCGUUUUCUUUGUACGCCUCUUCCAAAACCACCCUGCUGCAGAGUUAGGGAGGAAAUUCAUCUAAGGGAGUUUUCAUGCCUGUUGCUAACUUGAUGUGCUUAAAAUAACUAGAUUUCAUCAAAGCACAAUGAUACGAAGACAAUACUGGUCCAGCUCUUUUUAGUCACUAGCUCACUUGUAUUAACUAUAUAAUGCAAGCCUGUUUUUCUCAACCCCCCUUUUUUUCUAGUUCAUUGUUCUUCGGGAAAGCAUUUGUAAGAGUUAGCAUUUCUAACAGCUAUCUUAGUCUUUCUUCUUCUCCCCCCUCCCCUUCCUUACUGGUAAUAGAUUUAGGUUAUGGCUCCCUUUACAUGCUUGGACAAUAAGUUUGACUAAGUUGCCUGGAGGCUAUAUUUUGUAAUAGUGUUAACAGGAUUGAGUGUUGUAAUAAUAUUGGUAUACAAUGGUGCUGCUAAAGCCUUCAAUAUGGACAGUUUCCUUCACUAUAUGACCUAUAUUUUGAUGCCCUAAAAUUGUACACAGCCUUUCAUAUAUAUAUAUAUAUAUAUAUAUAUAUAUAUAUAUAUAUAUGCAUGCACGCACAGACACACAUACACUCUUAUCAAGCUGAGAUUAGGCAGGGUAAUUAAAAGCUCAGGAAAGCACGGUGUUUUCUAUCACUGUUAAUCUAGACAUAAUUGCUGUGAAAACAAAUUAUAUAUCUUACAAAUAAAAUGUCAUAGAAUUGCCCAUUUAGAGCUGGUUUCAUUUUCUGGUUAUUUCCGCACCCCCCUCUAGUAAUCUGUUUUAGAAUUCAGAUCUCAGAAAUUUCUCGACCUGCAGCUGUCUUCUCUUAUUUAUUUAAAGAAACACUUGCCCUUCUGUGGCCUAGUUUUUAUCCAUCUUUUCUUGAGAAUUUUAUACAGGUACCUUUUCUGACGCUUUGCUAUUAAAACUUCUGCUGGCCUUUUCUCAUUCUUUUCAUUUGUGCUGCUGAAAAAAUUAGGAACGGUUUUGGUGCUGUUGGGCGAAAAAAAAUUCCCUAACAGUGGAAACGGUAGAGCAAACAUCUGGAGUUCCAGACAUAAAUUGUAUUCAACAAGUCAUUGGCUGCUGUUGGGGAAAAUAUACAGCUGAAGAGUUGCUUCUUGAAAUUUAGGGUUCUAAUAUUAUCCUCAUUUACCUGAGACUAAGCCUUUUUCAGAUUCAGUUUAGCUUGUUUUUGAGGAGACAUGUGUGGGAUUGCACUGCUGUCUAAGGUUUCUAGAAUACUUGUUACAUUUAGAGUUGGCUGUAUAUCCCCCCCCCCUUAAGCUUUUUUUUUAAAAGAGGGUAAUGGCCUAAUCUUAACACAGAAGCAGUAUUUCUGGAGCAGAGUUAUUCAGUCCAUUGCAAAGACUGGGGCAGAAGGAUAAUCCAGAGGAUACAAGGUGCUAACAGUUCCCUUUGGGCAUGGGAAACACAAACUCUGGGAUUCAUAGUGAACUAUUAACCUACCCUGACUAUCUACACAUUUGACAUAAUUAUCCAAGUUAUAAUUAAUUACAUUUUCAAUUAACACCAUUGGAAAUCAGGCUUGCUGAACAAUGGUGUCUCUGUCUCUCUCCCCCCCCCCUUUAUUACAGGAUAAGGCAUUUCUUUUCAAAUUUCUUGGACAAUUGUGUAUGUACUUACAUUUUAACAAAAUAGAAUAUUUGAGACGAGUUCAACACAGGCAGGAAUGCUAAGAAUAAUUCAUGAACGGCCCUCAAUACUUUGAUUCAGAAGUAACUCUUGUUUUAAAUGAAUGGCAAUUGCUUUUGUACAGAUGUGUUAAAGUUGCAGUUAUACAAUCAGUGUGAAACAAUUUUGAGAGUCUGGGGUUGGGUUCGCGAAAUAUCGUCCUUUGCCCCUUUCCGAGCUGCAUGUUUUGCGUCCUCAGAAACCUCAUUUAACUUUUGUGCAAUCACUUCCAAAAGUAGCUGUUUCAAUAGAUUUUCCUUUCCUUUUCUCCCCGAUUGACUCCUGAUAAAGAUCCUUUCCAGAAGGGUGGACUUCUUAGGUCUAGAAACAUCCUUUUUGUUGAUCACUGUGGCAAAUCGUAUCAGCUGGAGAAGGGAGGGGAGAGAUGCAAUAAAUUGAUAACAAGCUGGUGGAGAGUGAUUGUGGGAAGAAACUUCCAGAGAACCGCUGGUAAAGGCAACCUGAGAGAGGGCCCCAGUCAAUGCCUCUUCUACCUUUUCCAAAAGUGGAUAGUGAUAUCUCAGAUAUAUAUAUUUUUUGGUCCUUUUUCUGGGGGGUGGGGGAGCCAAAAAGCCAGACUUGUCUCCCAGCAGUGGCUUUGCUCAGAGGGCUAUUAGUUGGGGAUGUUUGGCCAAUCCGUGCUAGGGGGAAACCUCAAAGUGUUUGGAUGUUUUAACCUUUGCCAGCCUCCUUCCAGUCAAAGGUGACAAAGUUCAGAUCACAAUAUGCAGUUCAAUAUCUUGCCGGUGACCCCCAAAUAGAGUCUUACCAGGCGCUUAGCAGGAAGCUGCUAGUUUAUUUUAGCUUCACCUUAUCAGCCUCGCUGCUUUUGCUAACUCUUAUUCCCUUGUCACCCCCUUGGACGCCAGACCCCCAAAGAGGGGAUUGACAGCCAGUUGCCACAGCGCCUUUGCCUCCCCCCCCCCACUCCAAACAACAGGGAUUUGGUUUCUUGUUCCUUUGCCAAUGUUUGCAUAGCCAAAGUUUAGAUAUUGCUUCUCUCUCUCCCCCACCUCUCUUUCCCCUUCUCUUUGGUUUCUCACUGGAACAAUGAAACUGCUCUCAACUUUUUGGGAGAAACUGUUGCAGCAGGAACCCCACCUAGUGUUCGUUUUGAUUCAACCGUAGGAAAGAGUUCUUUUAUUUUAAGUAGCUACGUAGGUAGGUCCGUCUCCCGGCUUUUAAAAAUAGAAAUGCUCUUAAACAGUGCAAAUCAAUUAACAGUUGGGUUAAUUGAAAGGCGCGUCUGUGUAUUUGAUCUCGGGUGGAAGAAUCCUUUUCUGAGGGGUUUCAAAGGGAUGGUAGCAAUAGUUGUUUGCUAGUUGUUGUAGGGAAGGAUGGAAACUGUUGGGGAGAGAGGGUAUGUAUUCUUAAUAUAUUGCCCCUAUAAUGCCUCUACUAAUGUUUGAAUAUAAAUACAGCUGUGAUUCCCCCCCAAAGUUCAUUUUUAAAUUACAUAUGAGAAGGAAGAGACUACAUUUGACCUUGAUUUGCAUAUGUGUAUCCUAACUUAUCUAUAAACUUUAUUCUUGUAAUGGAAAUAUCAAUGUGAAGUUGUUCUGUGAAUGUUGAGAAAUGCAUUCCAAAGAAUAUUUAUUCAUAAAGUGGAAAGGCCUUGUUCAAUCUCAUUGCUUUGCAGAUAGACACUUAGAGCGAAAGGGAUUGCCUCUCUCCCAAGAUUUGUGGAAGAUGACUGAAUGUUUGAAUUUUUCUUCUGAAGUUUUUGCCUCAAAGCAGUUCAAAAUUUCUCCCUUUGGAGAAAGCAAUCAAGUUGGCAUGAAUAGUUAAGGUUAGCAGCAGAAUUCUUGCAGUUUUUGUAGGAACCUAUUGACCCUGCUCUUGACUGGUGGAUGUAGGCCUUGGAAAGCAAAGUUCCCUGGGUGGCAUUUUUCCUUUUCUGUUUUAAAAAAUAGGCGUCUGCUGUUGAAACUUCAUUUUCUUAUAAAUACAUCUUGAUAUAAAUACAUCUCUUUGAAUUUUUCAUUUCAAAAGUGCUGCCUGCAGAUAUAUUAUCAUGCUUCUUUUUAACAAGAUCUAUAAAAGAUUAAAUCUUUCUGUCAGGUGAUAGGCACAGUUGCUUUGGUUCAUCAUGUCGCCAAUUACUCUGAUUAAAAAGCCGUUAAAGAAACACUGCCUUAAUUUUUGUUUCAUUUCGGGGUUUUGUUUUUUUGAAAAAAAAUAUGACUUUAAAUUAGUGGAAGCUGCUUUAAGCUGUAAUGUAUUUCAGUUUCUGAAAUUUCUAAGCAUGUUUUUAAUGAACCUGAGAAGCAAUUGUGAAUUUAGGUUAUUCCUGAUUAGCAUGUGAGCAUUUUCCCCUGUGUGUGCCAAACAGUGGUAAGAGGAGACAAUGCCAGUGUCAGUUUUACAAUAUUUAGCAUGCACAUAUCAAAUUUGUUGAGGAAAAAAUAAUCACUAGGUAUUAACGCUGGGGAAAUAAAGUUUCCUUAGCGUACGUCUUUUGGUACAGGUUUUGUGAGAAAAUCUCAUAGUUUUGUUUCUUCUUAACUGGCCCUUAUGAGUGCAGUAUAAUAUUACUUUAUUUUUUUAAAAAGCGAUGGGUACUUUAAAUCCUGUAACUGGAACGUGUUGUGCUGAGCAUUGCAACUUAAGGUAGCGAAAGAAUAGCGAGCGCUGCAACUUGACAUGGAGGACAUGUGUUGCAUUUUGUGUGCAGCGAAGUAUCAGGCAGGUAAAAUAACAGGGCCUUUGUAAACCAGGAUUAUAAUAAUCUACUGCAAGGGUGAAGAAAGGGAAUUGGAACAGGUUUUAAUUUUCAGUACAGGCGUGCUAAAUAUUUGAAGCAAAUCCACUGUCAUGUGUACAAUUCAUCAGUUGGUUUUCUGAUUUCUCUCUUCUCCCCCCCCCCCCCCCGCAAGUUAUUUAGUUUUGAAUCUGUCAUUAUUUGUCUAAGCACAGCUGACCAAGCAAAACCAUGUUUUAAAGUGGGCUUUAUGUUUUGAUAAAUGUGAUCUGGUUGAAAAGUAUUUUCGACUGAAUGUGGAGCUUAAUAGAACAUGCUGACAUAAUAGUUUUAAUGCAUUUUGUUGAAAAUGUGUGAACAAACAGAAUAGCUUUUGUUCCUUCAUAAUUGGCUGUAAAAGUAGAUGGAAACAUCACCAUUACAUAUGGAAAUGUGGAAGAGAGAAAGGAAUAACAUUUUCGGUCGGCUAUAUUCAGAAUUGGAUUCCCUGGUUUUAAAAUAAGCAUCUAAAAUGGAUGCCUCAUUUGAAAUUAGUUGUCAAAAUACAAUGCUCUAAAUGGAAUGUUUGUCACGAUGGAUCUAUAUAUUUUAUUCUGCAUGAAACAGGGAAAUAACUAAAGCAGUGUAUGCAAAUAGACUGCAUUUAAUAUUUCGCCUUACCUUUUUUUACGCCCAUGAAGCGAAGUACCAAAAUUGCAGCCUUAAUAUGCUAGGAUGUGACAAGAGGCAGGGCGACCAAAUAUUAUUAUUUUAAAAUGGAUUGAUAAUUAUCCUUUCCCAGUAAAAACUUUUGUAGAGGGGUAUCCAUUUUUUUAAAAAAAGAAAAUAAUGCAAAGACUGUAUGGCAUAUUUGCCCCAUAGUAUAUCUUGAAACGAGUUCAUUUACUCUUCUGUAUAAAUGUAGAACUCUAAAGUAUUUGUUGUUUAAGGAAACCGAGUGCAGUUCUUUUUCUCUCUCGGUGGGUCCAAUGGCUGUGUAAACUUGGAUCAGUUUUAACUUGUAAAAGCAAACCCUUCUUCACCCCCCCUUUUUUCCCAGGAACUUUUAAUGUUCGUUUUCUUCUGAGAUUUAAUUUGGAAGUCAUGGAAACUACCUAUUAUCUGAUUUUAGUGUUGCAGCAAAACAGGCAGGGAGGUAAUCCUUGAAUUAAACGAGCUCUCCCCACCCUUCCCUGGCUUUCUAAAUUGACCACACACAAUCUGUACAACCAAAUUCUGUGUCCUCAUGCUGAGAAAACAAUAGGGAACCAUCCUUUCUUUUGAAUAAGAUCAGCUAGUUUGAAGUCAGAGGCUUCUUCUUCUUUUUGUAACGAUUAAUUUACAAAUGGAUCUCAGCGAUAAGAAAAGGGAGCAACCAGUGAUAACAAACAUGAAAUGAAAGGGGGUUCUUCUAAUGAAAGGUUCCGAGUUAUCUGCUAAACAAUUGACAAGAGUUAAAAGCAAAUAGUUUUGAUAUGCACUCAGACAAGGGAGAUUGCAGAGGGUUAUCAACCUUAACAACCCAGAUUGAUUUCUUAUUGUAUAGAAACAUUUUCUCUUAACAGCUCAUCUUCUCCCCCCCCCCUUUGAUGGUUUCUCUCCCCCCCCCUUCCCAGAAAUGUAAAGUUUUUAAUGCUGCUUUUAUAGAUAUGAGGUCAUACUCUGAUCUAAUCUCCAUGGUUGUAAAGUACAAUGACUGCAGGCAGUUGUGGGAUCUUGUAUACUCACAAUGGGGUUACCCAGAGAUUUACACUGGUACCACUGAGGUUAGAAUUGGCAUCAUAAAAGGCAACUUAACACCCCCAUUCUAAGCACAUUUAGUUGGAUGUAAGUCCUAAGCGUUCUUAUGAAGAAGUCGCCACAUUGAAUUCACUGGGGCUUACUUUGGAGUAAGUGUAGAAAUCCGUGCUGGGGACCUGCAGUUCUGGAUGAAGCAAUUGACUAGCAAAUUAAAAAAUGCAUAACAUGUUGAGGGCGACUUAGUGGCUUGUGGAGCUAUAUAGCAGAGUGAAAAGGACUCUGCGGUCUUCAAGUAAGCAUCAUAAGUAGGAUUAGGCAACAAAUGCUUAAUUGUCAAAAUAUGAAUAUUAUUCUUUGACAAGGGAUUUCUCAUUUUUUUUCCAUUUUAUGUGUAACAAAGGCUUUAGUUGCUGUGGGGUGAACUUUGGAAGGGAAAACCAAUGCUUUGUAGGAGGAUCAGAGUUAGCUCUGAGUUAUGCAGGAAUGGGAAAGCUAGCUUGUUUGUUUGUUUCUCGUUCAUGUCAACCUGAAGCUUGGGCGAUAUGUGCUCCCCCACCUCACCCUUCUCUCCCCCCCCCCUUCAUUCUUGUCAGCAACUGAUUGGGACCUUGAACGACUACAAAUUAGUUUAGUGACGGGGUGACUGUCACUGAUAUCUUUGAAUCGGUUGAGGAUGAACAAGGUUGACGGGGAGCUUGAGAGUCUAAUGAGUCCUUCAAAUGCUUGAUUUGCCACUCAGUGGACAACUAGGCAAUAAGCAGUAUGAAACAUUGGAAAUCAAUACCUUGCUAUGGAAUUUCAUUAUGCCCCAAUGUCUUUGGUUCAUACUAUUUUAUCUUUUGAUGGAUUAUCUGGAGGAAAUGAUCAUCUGAGACACAGGUAGCCAUAAAAAGCACCCCUUGUACAGUCUUAAAAAUCAGUCAUGGGCAACCUCUGUGAAGUCACAAUAUUGAUUUUUUUCACAUGUAUGGCCAGUCUUGGUCUGUCUUGGUAGUGGGAGAAAGUGGCAGAUCUCACCAAAACGUCUUGGAGGGAGAAAGAAAGAUGCAAUGCAAGGCCUACAGGCUUCUUCUCUGGUGCUUGAAGCCAUGCACUGUUGCUAGGAAGCGAUAUUUACAGGCUAGGGAAGCGGGACACACAAUCCCUAGAUGGAAAUUUGUAUGCUCUUUCGGUAGCUUCCAGCACCCCAAUUCUGGCACCAGUACUGACUGCCUGAACCUCCCACCUUCCUUUGCAGACCCAGUUUAAGGCUGUUAUGUGCAUGCUGUGUGCAAUAUUCCUUUACUCUACAGUAGCCUGACCUGAUAACAUAAAAACAAGGCUAACAAUGGAGGAAAAAUGGAAUGAAUCAACAAUAUGUUGCGCUGAAUACAAACAUAAUCAGCCACAACAUGCGAAAUGGUGCCCGGUGCACUAAACGGCGCUCUUCGUUUUGGUCGCCUCCAUGUGUGCAAAAGUCAAAUUACAUCUUUUACCCCAUCUCAUCCAGAAAUUUUAUUUCUAGGGAUCAUCUAGAAGGGGCCUGAGAGUUUAGGCCAAAUGUAGUCUACAAGCUGCCCUCCAGAUGGACUGCAACUCCUAUAAUCUUUGACUAUUGACCAUGACAACUGGGACUGAUGGGAGUUGUAGCUCAAAAUAUUUGGAAGGUGCCACAUUGGCUACCCCUGCUUUAAGACCAUGUGGCUGCACAUUGACUUUUUUUUUAAGUCACUCAUGAAAUAGGGAAAGUAACUUAUUUAUCAUGGACAGGUACCAGAAAUAUCAGGGAGAUCUUGGGGACACAAGCAAAGAGUGUAGGAAAGUGAAAGGGUGGUUGAAGACUAAGCAGGAAACCUUUUUGAGAUAGGUGCGCUCUAGCAAAUCUUAACAUCGCCUAUCCUACAGACCAGAUUUGUGUUUCUGCUCAGUUGCUAAUCUUGCUCUUUUUCUUACCCCCCUCCCUUUGCCUUGAUGUUUUAGGAGACACGCAGAAGGGUCAAACAAAUCGAACCACCAAGGCGAAGGAUGCCCACGUCUGUGGCAGAUGCUGUGCUGAGUUCUUUGAACUAUCGGAUCUCCUGCAACACAAGAAGAACUGUAGUAAAAAUCAAUUAGUUUUAAUUGUGAAUGAAAAUCCUGUUUCUCCUUCUGAAGCCUGCCCUCCCAGCUCCCCUACUGAUAAUCCUGACGAGCAGAGGAAUGACACAGUUAAUAACAUGGAUCAAGUAGACCGCAGCAGCCAUCCUGAGCAUAACAACAAACUUGACAAAGAAGAAUCCAUGGACGUGGAGGCUUCCAGCGUUGGUAACGGCACUAGCGGCAGUUCCCAGAGCGCCAGCGAUAGCGUUGUGAGUGGUAACUGCUCCACCAUGGGUACCUCAGCUAUCACAACCUCUCUACCUCAAAUAGGGGACCUGACAACGCUAGGCAACUUCUCGGUCAUCAACAGCAAUGUCAUCAUUGAAAACCUUCAGAGCACGAAAGUGGCGGUCGCCCAGUUCUCGCAGGAAGCGCGGUGCAAUGGCGCCUCGGCUGGCAAGCUGGCCAUCCCUUCCCUCAUGGAGCAACUGUUGGCAUUGCAGCAGCAACAGAUCCACCAGUUGCAGCUGAUUGAACAAAUUCGUCACCAAAUAUUAUUGCUGGCUUCGCAGAACGUGGACCUGCCAACGUCUCCCAGCCCCUCUCAGAGCACGUUACGAACAUCUGCCAACCCCUUGUCCACGUUAAGUUCCCAUUUAUCCCAGCAGCUGGCUGCGGCGGCUGGGUUGGCACAAAGCCUAGCUAGCCAGUCUGCCAGCAUCAGUGGUGUGAAGCAACUGCCCCCUAUACAGCUACCUCAGAGCAAUCCUGGCAACCCGGCAAUUCCAUCCAGUAGCGGCUCAUCUCCAAAUAUUAACCUAUCUGCAGUGGCAAUUACGGCACCAUCCUCUGACAAAGGGGCUACAAAUGCUGGUGGCCCGCAGCUUGGCAGCCCGCCAGUGACGGCGGCGUCCUCACCAGCUUUUGCAAUAAGCAGUUUAUUAAGCCCUGUAUCGAACCCUCUUCUACCUCAACCCACCCCUAGCAACUCUGUGUUCCCCAAUCCUUUGUCCGGUCUUGGAACGCCUGCAGAGGAUUUGAGCUCCUUGGCUGCCCUGGCCCAGCAAAGGAAAAGCAAGCCCCCCAGCCUGGCCACCUUCGAAGCGAAAAGUGCUUCAGAUGAAGCAUUCUUCAAGCAUAAAUGCAGGUUCUGUGCAAAAGUGUUUGGGAGCGACAGUGCCUUGCAGAUCCAUUUGCGUUCUCACACCGGGGAGAGGCCGUUCAAAUGCAACAUCUGUGGAAACCGGUUUUCCACCAAGGGGAACUUAAAAGUCCACUUUCAGCGUCACAAAGAAAAAUACCCUCACAUUCAAAUGAACCCGUACCCUGUGCCAGAGCAUUUGGACAACAUUCCCACAAGCACAGGUAUCCCGUAUGGAAUGUCGAUACCGCCCGAGAAGCCUGUAACAAGCUGGCUGGACAGCAAGCCAGUGUUAUCCACUUUGACGACGUCAGUUGGCCUACCGCUUCCUCCCACAAUUCCGAGCUUGACCCCUUUUAUCAAAACAGAGGAGCCUCAGCCUAUUCCCAUCACUCACCCUUCAUCUAGUCCCCCAUGUUCUGUGAAAAGCGACUCUGGCUCCAUUGAUCCUGCUGGGAAAAACUCCAACGGGCAUUUAGUUGAAGGGGAGGCGGGCCCCUUGCUCUCCUCCAAUGACAAGCCAGAGGAAGGCACCCAGAUGCCCAGCGCCUCUGCUAGUCUUAACAGUUCUGUAACAUCACCGGCAGCAGAUUCAGGUUCCAUCAAUGUGGUCACUUUCACCAAUCCACUGAUGCCUCUCAUGUCGGAGCAAUUUAAGGCCAAGUUUCCAUUUGGGGGGUUGCUGGACGCAACGCCGACCUCUGAGACCUCCAAACUGCAGCAGCUAGUGGAAAAUAUUGACAAAAAGGCAACCGAUCCCAAUGAGUGUGUCAUUUGCCACCGAGUUCUUAGUUGCCAGAGUGCUUUGAAAAUGCACUAUCGCACACAUACUGGUGAAAGGCCCUUUAAGUGCAAAAUCUGUGGCCGCGCCUUUACGACAAAAGGAAAUCUCAAGACCCAUUACAGCGUUCACCGUGCCAUGCCCCCGCUGAGAGUGCAACACUCCUGCCCGAUCUGCCAGAAAAAGUUCACCAAUGCCGUUGUGCUACAGCAGCACAUCCGGAUGCACAUGGGCGGACAGAUACCCAACACACCUGUGACAGAAAACUAUCCCGAGUCGAUGGAAUCUGACACAGGUUCUUUUGAUGAGAAGAACUUUGAUGAUCUGGAUAACUUUUCUGAUGAAAACAUGGAAGACUGUCCUGACAGCAGCGUACCAGAUACCCCGAAAUCCAUUGAUGCAUCUCAAGAUAGUUUAUCAUCUUCCCCAUUGCCACUGGAAAUGUCAAGUAUUGCUGCUUUAGAAAAUCAGAUGAAGAUGAUAAAUGCGGGGCUUGCUGAGCAGCUUCAAGCAAGCUUAAAAUCUGUUGAGAAUGGGUCGGUGGAAGGGGACAUCAUGACGAAUGAUUCGUCAUCCAUUGGUGGCGAUAUGGAAAGCCAAAGUGCUGGGAGUCCUGCUAUUUCAGAGUCUACCUCUUCCAUGCAGGCCUUGUCCCCUUCCAACAGCACGGCUGAAUACCACAAGUCACCGUGCAUCGAAGAGAAACCACCAAAAAUGUUACCGAACGAUUUUGCCAAUGGUUGGCCUCCAGCCCUUGCAAACGGUGGUGCUUUGGAUUUGACGUCUGGCAACCCCGAGAAAAUGAUUAAGGAAGAGUCCUUGAGCAUGCUGUUUCCUUUCCGAGACAGAGGCAAGCUGAAGAACACGGCCUGCGACAUUUGUGGCAAAACGUUUGCAUGUCAGAGUGCCUUGGACAUUCAUUACAGAAGUCAUACCAAAGAGAGACCAUUUAUUUGCACAGUUUGCAAUCGUGGCUUUUCCACAAAGGGUAAUUUGAAGCAGCAUAUGUUGACACAUCAAAUGCGAGAUCUACCAUCACAGCUGUUUGAACCCAAUUCAACCCUUGGCCCCAAUCAGAACUCUUCGUCAGCGAUGCCCGCUAACUCGCUCUCGUCUCUGAUAAAGACGGAGGUUAACGGUUUUGUACACAGCGCUCCUCAGGACAGCAAAGAGAUGUCGCCUGCCCUGGUUCCUUUGGGGCCUCUGCCACCUUCAGCUACAUCGCCAGUCUUGCUUCCAGCUCUCCCCAGAAGAACGCCGAAGCAGCACUACUGCAACACGUGUGGGAAAACCUUCUCGUCCUCCAGCGCUUUGCAGAUCCAUGAAAGGACUCACACCGGAGAGAAGCCUUUUGCCUGCACUAUAUGUGGAAGAGCUUUCACAACAAAAGGCAAUCUUAAGGUACUUCCCUCCCCAACUCUAUAGUCAUAAUAUUCUGUCUUGCUUUUGGCAUCAACUUGCACUUGACAUAUUUGGGCCUGGUUUGUGCAUAACCAUGGUUUAUUCAACAAACCGCAAGUUUUCCCACAGAUGAUCAAAACAAGCCACUUCUUGUUUCUGUUUUCCAACUUCUGACUUAUUCCUUUGUAGUUUGGUUGAGUGUCUUGGGUGGGGUGGUCAAACAAACCAUGGUUAAGGGAAGGGUGCUGGGUUAGCGCAGUAAGGCCAAGCAACAGUUAAAAGAAACCAAAGUUUGUAAGCCACCCAUGAGCCAUGGCUUCAGAUUCAGGUUUGUUGGCAGAACAUGCUGGUUCACACAUGACACUACACCAUGGUUUAAUAAAUUAUGGUCUAGCAUUGUGUGUAAAUUGGGCAUUUGCAUUUCAUGCUGUGCAUCCUGUCUUUUGUCUGCGGUCUUCAGGAGAGUUCCACAUUUUUUACAUGGCAAGCCUAAACCCUUCCUGUACACUGAUACUCCCAUGUAAAUUGUGAAUGGAAUACACUCAUUUUCACAUGUAUGGAAACCUGGGCCAAAUUGUGUUUGGUCUUAGAUGGACCUCUUCAAUCCUUUUAUGGUUCUGUGAUGCGCAUACCCAGCAAUGGUGCUUGCUGCAUGCAAUGGAGGGGCAUUGCCCUCAGAUCACUGAUAAAUAUAAAGGAGCAGGAAGCUCUGUUUUGGGGACUGAUGCUAAGGCAAAAGCUGUGUGGGGUGUCAAUAUGUGUGUAUGACUAUACCAUGCGUUACCCCAUCUACUUAUAAAGAGAAGGAUUGGUUUGCUUUCCCCAGGACUUUCAACUAUGAUUUUUGGGAAAUGGGAAAGGGAGGGGGAAAGCUGCUGCUUCUGCUGAAACUCCAGGUUAGAAAGGUAAUCUGGGUAUUGCUUCCAUCAGUCAGAAGAUAAGGCUCCCAGACCUCAAUAUCCUUCAUCUCUACUGUUUUUGGAUAUGGUAUCAAUGGUGUCAGAUGCCUGGUGGGGCAGAAGGCAGGGAGCCCAACAGGAGAUGGUGCCAGAGCCGAUGAUUGGCAGAGCCAAAUAAUUCUAGUUUUGUCCCCGUCUUCCUCCCUGUUGAGUUUUGUAAGGGCAACACCAAGAUUAAAGAGUAGGAAGGUGACAGGCAGUGUCCCAGAUUGGCCUAGUGGACCAGCCUCCACUGUGCUAUUUAUUUAUUUUAAAAUAUUUAUAGGUUGCCUUUCCAGAUGAAGGCACACAACAGUAUUCUGUGCAGUGAAUUUCUUAAUCUUUUUUCUCAUUUGCCAAAAAUGUUUAUUUCUUUUCUCAUAACCCAAAUUAUUCUCCUACAUUACCCAUGGGAGUGUACCAGUGUUAGAAACUAAGAUAUAUAAUCUAAUCACCAAAUGGCGCCUUAAACCUAGGUUACAAUCACCACAAUGAAUUGUCUAGGUGUCGUUCCCCCCCAUUGAUUUUUUAAAAUCAUUAUUAUUUCAUUUCAUUUGGUUACCUAUUUAUAUUCCAAAGAACAAAUCUCAAUGUGGUUUACAACACAUUAAAACAUCAGAUAAAACAAUGCAGAAUAAAACAAAUACAAGCUUCAAGGAAAAUCUUUCAAAUCCUUCUCUUAGUGACAUUUUGCUUUCCCCCGUCGCCAACCUGGUAUCCAGAGAUCUCCAUCUGGUCGCAAUUGCACCCACAAAACACACCUGGUGCCUGACUAGUUUCUAACACUGGAGUGUGCAUGUGGCUUCUAAGUCAUCACCUAUCCAGGCACUAAUCACCUUAGCUUUAGCAAGAUGAUGGCUUCCUGUGCAUCCACCUCAGGCUGCACCCAGGAAUGUAUUCUCAGUUCCUGGCCAAUUAUUUCCAUGCAUAACAGCUAGAUGCAUAUUUGCAUACAUCUGUGUUAAUCUAAUCACUGUUUUGUGUUUUCAAACUUCACCCCCCCUUUUUGAUGAAUACAGAAUUUUAUAGACUCCCCAAUUAAAGACACUCAAAGUGUACUUUGUAUAUAUACAGCAAAAGAAUCCUCUUGUUACAGUUAAAUUACUCUUUUCGUAAUGUUAAAGCAGAGCACCAUGAAGUCCUAAAUAUGAGCAAGAUCCUAGUUUUGAUUGCAAAUCUAGCUGAUGUUUCUUACUGGCAUGUGUUGAAAAAGCAAAUGUGCUUCAUUUUUAUAACCAGUGCUUUUUUUCUUUUAAAAAAUGUUUAGGGGUACUCCCAUUUUCCUACUCAUAUUGAAAUACUGCCCCUCAGUGAGGCCAAACUUAAAUUCACAAGAUGUUUAGGGGUAUGCGUACCUGUGCGUCCCUCCCCCGGAAAAAGGACUGUAUAUUACACCGGUGAAGCACUUUAAAAUGCGCAUCUCCCCUCCACCCCCUGCAGAUGGUCUUUUCCUCUAGAGAUUUUUUGCAGAGGCGAUACAAAAUGAAUAACUACUUUCAGGGCAUCCGGCCUGCACAUGUUAAGCUCUCCAAUGAGCAAUUAGUGGAGGAUUCUUUCAACCAGUUUAACUGGACAUUUAUAAGGGAAAGGGGUGUCUAAUAAAGUAGUUGGCAUUGUGAUGGCAGUGGGUGGCGAAAAUAGAUCAAACUGUGCAUGGCCACGCUAAACAAAACACAUUUAAUAAAAGCGAGGGGUUGUAAAGUCCAUCUUGUAGGCAGGAGAAACUUAGGCUGUUAGUUGAACCAGAUGAGCUGUCGUUGGUUAUUGAUUAAAAAGAGGAAUUUUAACCUUUUAGCCUUUCGCAUGGCCUUCUAGAAUGGGAAUGGUCAAUGUCUGUAUUCUAGGAAGGGGGGUACACGCACACAUUGCCAUCCAGGCAAUGAUCUGAGGAAUGAAAGUGUAUAUUGCAGCAUAAAGGGCUUCCCUGCAAAGUGGUUAAGCUCCACAGUAGAGCUGGGUGGCGCUCUGUUCUGGCAUCAGAACCCAGGCAUAGCAUGCCCAGCAAACAGGUACUUCAACGGUUCUCUUGCCUCUGAAAUCCCAAAGAAUGAUGUCUCAUUAAAGGUGUGAACUAGCUCUAUUUUUGCACAACUUUCAAUGUUGUUUCCCCAACCCCCUUCCUUGGCAAGUGCAAAGCGUAGGCGGGCUGUUUGAACCUUCCUCUUGGUGUUUGCUUGCUGCCUCUUUUCCCUUCCCACCUUUAUUCAGUCACAGAACUUGAGGGAAAUCUGGUAGAGUUCCUACAUGGUCCAGACACCAACCAGAGCCAAUCCUACAUAACUUCAGCAAGGUGCCUGUGUUAUACGUCCUCAAACUAGGCUUAGGGGAAACUGAGGUGCCAUAGACUGCCCGCAGCCUGCCAGCUGACCAUCUAUCUGCUAUAGAUCAGGGGUGGGGAAUCUCAGACCCAAGGCCCAAAUAUGCCGUGCCACAGGACACCCUCCUUCAGUCAUAUCCCUCCCUCUCAAGCCAUAACCCUCACCAGCAUUGCUUGAUACCACCUUUAGGGGUUGUUUUUUGCUUGGCUAGAAUGUAUCCUUGCUCUCUGAUGAUGCCUCUCACUUGCCUGGAUUGAGGACCAAGAGAGAGAGGUGUGUGUGUAGAAACUUGCCCACUUUGCAAAACUGUGCAUAUAUUUCUAUAUAUCUCCACCCACUUUGGUCUCUGGCUUGUGGCCCCUGGACAGUUGCCUAGAAGGGAAUGUGACCCAUGGGCUCAAAAGCUAUUCCCCACCCCUUCUGUAGACAGCAAGAACCAACAAUGGCGAUGCAGUGUUUUCAGGUAUUUUUGACUGCCGUGAAAAUAACGCCUGCCGCUGCUAACCAGUCUCUCUUUCAGGUUCACAUGGGGACGCACAUGUGGAACAGCACACCUGCCCGGCGAGGCAGACGGCUUUCUGUGGAUGGCCCCAUGACUUUUCUCGGAAGCAACCCUGUAAAGUUCCCAGACAUCUUUCCAAAAGAGUUGGCCAUGAGGUCGGGAAAUGGAGACCCGUCCAGCUUCUGGAAUCAGUACGCCGCGGCUCUCUCCAACGGCUUGGCGAUGAAGACGAAUGAGAUCUCAGUCAUUCAGAACGGUGGCAUCCCUCCAAUUCCUGGCAGCCUGGGCAAUGGGAGCAGCUCCCCGAUUAGCGGCUUGACGGGCAGUCUGGAGAAGCUCCAGAACUCGGAACCUAACGCGCCUCUAGCUGGUCUGGAGAAAAUGGCAGGCAGCGAGAAUGGGACUAAUUUCCGCUUCACGCGCUUUGUGGAAGACGGCAAAGAGAUUGUAACCAAUUAGGACACGUGUUACGAACAUUCCGGCAGAUAUUGCAACCUAAGGUUGUGCAGGUUUUUGUUUUCUUUGGAAGUUGGGGGGGUGGGGGCGAAUUGACAAAGUGACAUUAAAAAAAAGACAUUCUUUUGUACCCUGUUCGACAUCUAGAGUUCUAAAAACAGCUUAUUUAUUAGUGAUAUAACUUUUUUUUUUUUUGCUUUGCAAACACAUGCAAGGAUUAACUUUGGUCUUCUGUAUUUUGAACUAAAUACUAAUUGACUAGAGUGCUGUAACAUUUAUGGCAAUGCAAGUCUGUUCAGCUAGGUGGUCUCGUUCUGGCAUUUAACUUAUUUUCUAUAUCCAGUUUAACAUGAACUUUUUGUGGGGGCGACACAUUGCCUCCGUAAUCCAUUUCUCCCACCCACCCAUCACCCCUCCCCCUCGUAACAAAAAGUCUGUAUAUGUGUAUACUUCGAUCCCGAUGGGAAAAAGAGAUUUAUUGGCAAAUACGUUGUUUAAUUCUCCAAACAGAUUUGCGCACAGGAUUUGAAAAUGGACAAUAUAAAAUUCAACUAUAUGCAUCCUCCACAACAGGCUCGAUUUGUUUUUUUGGUUUUGAAAUUUUUAUUCUAAAAUUAAAACAGCUUUUUUUUUGGUGGGGAGGGUGUGUGCGUUAAGACUUAACUUUCUCCCUCCUUUUUGAAUUGUCCUUCAUACUGUGCUUGAGGUUUUUGGUUUGUUUGUUUUUUUACUGAAGUUGUCUUAGAUGUUAAUAAGUUUCUGUACAGUAAACAAGCAAGCAGAUGAUUAGAAGAGGUCCAAAAAUGUUUUUGGUCGUUUGAAACGUUUUGCCUUGUAGGUAUAUUCACAUAGAGGGAGAGAGAGAGAAUGGGGUGGAAAGUGCUGGACGUUGUGCUGCUAUAAAAAGCAUCUUGAUCAACCUUCCAUGGACAAAUUCAGAUGCUCCUGUAUAUACGAUGAGAAAUCUCGAGUUCAUUAAAAUGUACAUAUGUUCCCCGUGAGCUCAAACCCAACUUCUUGACCGAGAGAACAAGAAUAGUGUUUGUUUUAUUUUGUAUUAGGUCUGGGGGGUGAGCGGGAAGAAUCCUUUGGACUGUUACAUGCACUUUCUUGGAUAACUGAAAGGAAAUAGGUCCAGUUACUUCUAACAUUUAAUACUUAACUAACAGCAGAGAAACUGUAAUUUUACGUGAGUAAUCAAAUACAUUUUUUUUUUCAUCAGAUGACGUUGGUAAUUUUCUGUGUUUGUGUUUAAAAGUGAGGGGCUUUUCUUCCAGAACGGCUCUGGAUGUGGCCCUUUGUGUUGUAUGUUCCUUUUAAGAAAAUAAGGGGAUGUGGUAUAUGACAUUACACACAGAGGUGUACGUGCAAGUAUACUACCCCCCCCAAAAAAAACCCUUCAUGGCCAAUGUUCAGGAAGGAUGAUGGGAGUUGUAGUCUGAGACAGACUCACUUAAGUCUGUUAAUUUCUGUCAGUCUAGUGAAUUUGGUUGGCUAGAACCCACCUUUUUCUAUUUAUCUCUAAUCCCAUUCUGGGACUGGCUUCUCUAUUUUCUUCUCCUUCAAUCCAUCCUUCCCUUGUCUUUCUCUCCUUCCAGUUAAUUCUCUUCCUUCCCUUCCACUUGUAUGGAUCUUCCUUCCAUCGCCUUUCUUGCCUCCUCUCCCUUUUUCCCUUUCCUCCCCUUCAACUUGGUAAGCUGCAACCACCCUCUCCAGCUCCCACCUAUUUGACCCAUAUAUCGGAAGCUGCGAUAGCUGACAUCGGCUCACCCAAAAGCCAUGCAGGUGGGACCACAAAGCUGAGUUCCAUCUGAAAGCAAGCGAAGGCUCCCUAGCAGUCCCCAGUCCCCAGUGAGAAAAACACUGCUCUUGAGUAGGCUUGUAAAUGACUACUUGUGGCUAGUCAGAAUUUCCUUCAGGACAGCCAAAGUUGAUUGGAUUGUUUUUCACCUGGGCAGUCAAUCUGCUACAAAUGACCAAAGCAGGCAUUGUGUUGAAAGGGCUACUAACUUGAAUAGACAUUUUUACAAGGCUUCUCUAGAGCAGAAAGGAGUUUGGAACUUUCCAUAGAGUAUACAAGAACUUUAACAGAUUCUUAGCCUACCUAAGAAUACAUACAUUGAUGUAUUUGAUGGAUGAUUGAAUGACCUCAAUAAGGAUAUCAUCUAAAACCAGUUUGAAGUCCAUAUCGUGAUUCUUGUUUUGUAAUUUUUGACCUGGCAAUAUAUUGCGAAUCAUGAUGUAUGUUAGGGCUGAGCGAUGUCUUUCAACAUUGUGAUAUAUCACCAGUUAAACAUCACAAUAUACCAAUAUAUCAUGAUGUCUGAAAUAAGGAUGUAACUAUGCAGAGGUAAAUGGGGUAAUGUCCUGGAAACUGCUACUACUAGGGGUCUAAAACUGAUACAUUAUUACUUACCUUUAACAUAUCGUUACAACUGUUAUUUUAUAGAACAGAGGAAGAGGGACAGAAGGAAUCAUGAGAGAAGCAAUGACUGGCUUCACGGCUAUUUCCACAUCACACUUUUUUUACAUAGCACACCCAAGCAUCAUGAUUUGCAAUAUAUCGCAGUGUUGAAUAUUAUGAAACAGUUACCACAAUGUGAAUGUCAAACCGAUUUUGGACAACGUAUCAAUACAUUGCCCAGCCCUAGUACGUGUGUGUAUGUGCGCUAUGGAAAAAUCACAAUGCAGGAAGAAACCAUGAAGCCAGCCAAUGGCUCUACAUAGCUCCAUCCUUAUUUCAGACAUUGUGAUAUAUUGGUAUAUUGUGAUAUUUAGCUGGUGAUAUAUCAUGAUGCCGAAAACCAGAUAUCUCCCAGCCCUUGUCCUCAGAUACUGUAUAUUGGGAUCUUCAUGGAGUUAAAAGGCUAUCAGGCGCUACUAGCCAUAAUGGCUAAAUUCUACUUCCACUGUUGGAGGCAGGGUGCUUCUGAAUUCAAGUUGCUGAGGAUCACAAACUGAGAGAAUGCUUCUGUGCUCUGGUCCUAUUUGCAGUCUUCCCAGCAGUAUCAGGUUGGCCACUGUGUGAACAGAAUACUGGACUAGAUAGAUGGGCCUUUGGCCUGAUGUAGCAAGGCUGUUCUUAUGUACACUAUUUGAUUAAAUUACCUUUUUACAUGCUUGCUAAGAGGCUAGUUGCUCGGUCCCUGCUCCUGCCAACCUAGCAGUUCGAAAGCACGAAGUGCAGGUAGAUAAAUAGAUACCGCUCCGGCGGGAAGGUAAACAGCAUUUCUGUGCAUUGCUCUGGUUCACCAGAAGCGGCUUAGUCAUGCUGGCCACAUGACCCGGAAGCUGUAUGCCGGCUCCCUCGGCCAAUAAAGCGAGAUGAGCGCCGCAACCCCAGAGUCUGCCAUGACUGGACCUAAUGGUCAGGGGUCCCUUUACCUUUAUGUAAGAGGCUAGUAAGUUUAAGUUUCUAUGCUGGGCACAGAGAAGUGCACUUUUCUAUGUAGCCAGCAUAGAAAUGCAGGGCACCAGCCUCCUUGCUUAGUACAAAAAAUAAAAAUAAAAAUGCAGACUAGUAACAAUGCUUGUUUUAAUGUGGAAUUCAACAGGUUUCUUUUAAUUUUUUUUAAUGUAAUGUUUUCAUGGGCAUUAACUAUUCUUAUGAGAGUUAUUUUGAAGGUGGACGUUGGGGAGAAUGAUUGGAUAAUGCUGAUAUUUCAAAGUGCCGAUUGGAGAGGACUGCUUCCUUGCUUUUUAUAUAUAUAAAAGAUGCAGGUAGAUCUAUAAUUCUAGUGCACCUGCUUUGGGAAAUGCUUUGCGGGGUGGGGAGAACUAAUAUUGGGAACAGCUCCCAACAUCCCAUCAUGAUCAUUGGCCAUGCUAGCUGAGACUGGUGGGAGUUGUAGUUCAGCGACUUCGGGAGGCCGGGCCAGAUUAGGACCUUGAGAGAUCCUCAGCAUUAAAAAGAUUAUGGUGUCCCCCCCAAUGUAAUUCAAAAUAAGAACAACACUAACCCAUGAAAUAUAUUUUUUAAGUGACGCAAAACUUUACUGUAUACUGAAAUGUACAUUUGUGUCUUGAGCAACACAUGACAGGAUCUGAUGUCCUUGUGGUAUUUCAAUCUAUAUUAUUAGUCUGAGUGCACCCCUUGGUUUAAGUGAGGAUAAGUAAAGAACAGAGAACAGCAAAAUGGAGAAGAGUGUGGAGAGCGUAAGAAAGUCUAAAUUCUGUUUUUCCCCAUGACGACAGCUUGAAGUUUUUGGUUUUUGAAAUACUGAAUUCUUUCAAAAAUGUCUCUUUUUUUUUAAGUGCUCCUGCACUGCUGUGCCCUAAGCUAGGGCUGCCAUACACCCACAGUUUCCCAGACUUACCCAGGAUUCAUCCACUGAAAAUAGCUUCUGGGCAGAAUUUCCAAAAACGGUUAAAAUUUCCAGGAAAAUCUGUGUGUAUGGCAGCCCAUAUGGGAAGUGUUGAUUUUCCAGCGAAUUUCCUAAAAAAUAGCUCACACACACACACACGAGAUUUUGCAAAAAAAAAAAAUGCUUUACAACUUUUGUGUCCUGAUUUUCACUUUUUGAAAUAUGGUAACCCUACCCUAAGCAUAUGCUUAGUCCAGCACUGUCAGCAGGGCAAAGAUUCCCCACAUCUAAUAUUGGCUGUGUUGCCUGCACUAAGGUCCAAGCUAGACAUGUUACGAUUAGCAUGCACACACCACCACCACCAAGCUGCAGUUGUGGGAAGCCUGGGCAGCCACGGGAAGUUGUAACACUUUCUCCCUCUCUCCUCUCCACAGGCUUCACCCAACCCAACCCCAGCCUGCCCAUCCCCCUGAAGCUGCUAUUUGCAUUUAAAGAGGCUUCCACUGAAAUGCAGUGAGUAGCUUUAAUGGAAAGGGAUAUCGGUAUUGGGACCAGUGCUCUCUAACUUGUUUCAAUUUGCAACAAUUUCCAAGUCCGGUUUUUAAUUUCCACUAGACGGCCCUUCUCCCUUUCUAAUUAACAAAGGUACCAAGGAAGCUGCCUUAAUCUGAAUAAGAUGGUUGGUUCAUCCAGCUCAGUGUUGCCCACUUUGACUGGCAGUGGCUCUCCAGGAAUCUUACCUCAGCCCAACCUUGAGAUUGGACCUGGGACCUUCUGCAUGCAAAGUACAGGGUGAGUCCUUUAAAAGAGGCCCGGUCGAUACAGAGUACUCAUGUUCCACGGGGUCUCUUUUAAAAGACUCAAGCUGUAUAUGCUGCAGCUACAACCCUUUCCCAACCCUUAUUCCAGCAUAUUAUUUUAUCAAUCCUUUAACCAGUGGGCAGCUUGACAUCUGCAUGUUUCUU